AUGGAGCGUGAUCCUGAACUGGGUAUUUAUGGAAUGAAGCAGAAAUUUCUUGCAUUUAUAAAGACUAACAAGAGAGGGACCAUAUCCAGUGACAUAAAAUUCAUCCUGUCCUUUAUCUUCCUCUUCAUAAUGAUAAUAGGAACAUUGGGGAUUUCACCCAACAUGUGGUAUUGGUGCAGAAACCAUCUUAAUGAUUCGUUUAUGUAUGCUACGUUUCGUGAUUGUGUUGCAGAAAGAACCUUCAAAAACUUAUCAACCAUAACUCAAUUCUGGAAGUUCGCAGAAACUGUAAUGAUCGACAGUAUAUACGGGAAAUCCGAAAAUGAUACACAUCAAGCAUUUGUGUUGCAAGAUAGUAAGCUGGUUGGAGCACCUCGCCUACGACAGGUGAGAGUGAGAAAUGAUUCGUGCGUAGUACGUCGAGCAUUGAAUCGAUCAAUCGAAUUAUGUUAUGAAUUAUAUUCACGUUGGUACGAAGAUACAAAACCAUUUGGGCCAGGAAACGGGACAGCGUGGACUUAUUCCACUGCAGAAGAACUGGGUGGUUCCAGUCAUCAGGGAAAAUUUUCCUUGUAUAGUGGCGGAGGAUAUUAUGAAGAUCUGUCACUCAACCGUAGCGAAACCAUUGAGAAAUUGCUUACCUUGAAGAAUAAUCAGUGGGUUACAGGAAGAACAAGAGCCAUUUUCAUUGACCUAAUGGUCUAUAAUGCAAAUGUCGAUGCAAUCUUCAUUGUGAAGCUUGUUUUUGAGAACGAACCAACAGAAGGAAUUGUAACAGCAUACUUGCUCUUUCCAGUGAAACUCCAUCGACUUGUGACCGUGUAUGACUACUUUGUUACAGUCUGUGAAUGCAUGUUCGUAGCAUUCAUAUUUUUCUACACCAUAAAAUGGAUAAUGGAUUUUGUGGUCUUAAAGGGAAAAUACGAGGAUAGUGCAUUUGAUGUUAUAUUGCUGCCCAUUCUUCUGGUUUUUAGCUAUUAUGCUAUAUGCUUCAGAAUCUGUAGCUACGUGGUUAUUGAACCACAAAUACUUCAAAAUAUUUCAGAGGAGAAGUUGGGAAACUUUGACUUAACUCGUUCUUUUCGAGGAAUUUACAACGUUUCAACUAGUUUUCUGUUACUUAUAGCUUGGCCCCAACUUUUCAAAUACACCAAUUCCGAAUACGUCUCGUCGCUUGUCAAGUGCUGGAAGGAGAUUGCUACAAUUUCAGUUGUCGUCCUCAUUAUUAUUACCACAUGCCUUCAUAUCAUGUACUGCCAUUAUUGUAGUUAUUACUAGAGCAAAGUGCUCCUUUCGUCUAUCAAGGUCAUUCGGCAAAAAAGUGUAACGAAGACAGGUCACAAGAAUGUGUAAGUUGAAUAUCAACAAAUAAACAACAAUGGUUACCUAGGA
Molecule: messenger RNA, 1392 nt
Organism: Zootermopsis nevadensis
Lineage: Eukaryota; Metazoa; Arthropoda; Insecta; Blattodea; Termopsidae
Product: polycystin-2-like protein 1
Biological process (GO): detection of mechanical stimulus
Cellular component (GO): membrane
Molecular function (GO): calcium ion binding; calcium channel activity
Source: RefSeq, a predicted model, not a curated record